GCGACGCACCUCGCGCGCAUCCACGGCACGGAGGAGGACAAGGUCAACUGCCCGUUCUACUUCAAGAUCGGCGCGUGCCGCCACGGCGACCGCUGCUCGCGCCAGCACCACAAGCCGCCGUUCUCGCAGACGAUGAUCGUCCAGCACAUGUACCAGAACCCCGCGAGUCAGAUCGCCGCGGCGGGCGGCGACCCGAGCCAGCUCGACCCGAAGAAGGUCCAGGAGGAGUUCGACGACUUCUACGAGGAGGUCUACGACGAGCUCGCCAAGUACGGCGAGAUCGAGGAGCUCAACGUCUGCGAGAAUUUGGGCGACCACAUGGUCGGCAACGUCUACGCCAAGUUCGCCGACGAGGAGCACACGGACGCGUCGCUCAAGGCCCUCUUCGGCCGCUUCUACGCGGGCCGGCCCCUCGUCUGCGAGUUCUCGCCCGUGACGGACUUCCGCGAGGCGCGCUGCCGCCAGUACGACGAGGCCGUGUGCACGCGCGGCGGCUACUGCAACUUCAUGCACAUCCGCACGCCCUCGCGGAGCCUCCGCCGCGACCUCGAGAAGCGC
Aureococcus anophagefferens is the source of this 558-nucleotide messenger RNA. RefSeq lists its product as hypothetical. Gene Ontology annotation, biological process: mRNA splicing, via spliceosome. Gene Ontology annotation, molecular function: pre-mRNA 3'-splice site binding; metal ion binding. The record is from RefSeq and is a predicted model, not a curated record. The transcript has a single exon. Gene Ontology annotation, cellular component: spliceosomal complex; U2AF complex. Lineage: Eukaryota; Pelagophyceae; Pelagomonadales; Pelagomonadaceae. The annotation marks the transcript as partial.